Capra hircus (goat) is the source of this 2472-nucleotide messenger RNA. RefSeq names its product BTB domain containing 17 (gene BTBD17). The record is from RefSeq and is a predicted model, not a curated record. The transcript is spliced from 3 exons. The coding region runs from base 142 to 1578 and encodes 478 amino acids. Lineage: Eukaryota; Metazoa; Chordata; Mammalia; Artiodactyla; Bovidae. Gene Ontology annotation, molecular function: protein binding.
GGCUGGGUGGGGGGAGGGAAGCCAGCCGGGCAAGGGGGGCGGCCAUCCCCUUGGGCUGGAUCCUAUAUAAGGAGGAGGGAUGUGCACGGAGUGGUCUGGGCUCCGCUGUUCCUCCUGUGGGCUUGGGGGAAGGGUGCAAAGAUGUGCAGGCUGGGCUCUGCCAAGCCUGGGUCCUGGGCCAGCUUCUGGGCCAUGCUGACCUUGGUGGGCCUGGUCACUCAUGCAGCCCAGAAAACUGAUGUCGGUGGGGAGUCAGCGGGCACCUCCAUCAACCACUCCCAGAUGCUGCUCCAGCGCCUGCAGGAACUGCUGCGGCAGGGCAAUGCCAGCGAUGUGGUGCUGCGGGUGCAGGCCAUGGGCACCGACGAGGUCCGAGUCUUCCACGCGCACCGCCUGCUGCUGGGACUGCACAGUGAGCAGUUCCGGGAGCUGCUGAGUAAUCAGAGCGAGGUGGUGUUGCAGGAGUCCCGGGACUGUGCUGCCGUCUUCGACAAGUUCAUCAGGUACCUCUACUGCGGUGAGCUGACCGUGCUGCUGGCGCAGGCCAUUCCCCUGCACCAGCUGGCCACCAAGUACCGCGUGGCCUCCUUGCAGCGGGGCGUGGCCGACUACAUGCGCGCGCACCUGGCGGGCGGCGCAGGCCCGGCGGUGGGCUGGUACCACUACGCAGUGAGCACCGGGGACGAGGCCCUGCGCCAGAGCUGCCUGCAGUUCCUGGCCUGGAACCUGUCGGCUGUGGCGGGGAGCGCCGAGUGGGGCGCCGUGAGCCCCGAGCUGCUGGCGCACCUGCUGCCGCGCUCGGACCUCGUGCUGCAGGACGAGCUGGAGCUCUUCCAGGCGCUGGAGGCGUGGCUGGGUCGCGCGCGGCCGCCACCGGCCGUGGCGGAGCGCGCGCUGCGCGCCAUCCGUUACCCCAUGAUUCCUCCGGCGCAGCUGUUCCAGCUGCAGGCGCGCUCGGCCGCCCUGGCACGCCAUGGUCCGGCGGUGGCCGACCUGCUCCUUCAGGCCUACCAGUUCCACGCCGCCUCGCCGCUGCACUACGCCAAGUUUUUCGACAUCAAUGGCAGCGCCUUCCUGCCCCGCAACUACCUCGCGCCCGCCUGGGGCACCCCGUGGGUCAUCAACAACCCGGCCCGCGACGAUCGCAGCACCAGCUUCCAGACGCAGCUGGGCCCAAGCGGCCACGACUCGGGCCGCCGGGUCACCUGGAACGUGCUCUUCUCGCCACGCUGGCUUCCGGUAAGCCUACGGCCCGUCUACGCGGACGCCACGGGCACCGCGCUGCCCCUUGCACGCCCCGAGGACGGCCGGCCGCGGCUGGUGGUCACGCCAGCCAGCAGCGGCGGCGACGCGGCGGGCGUGAGCUUCCAGAAGACCGUGCUGGUGGGGGCGCGCCACCACGGCCGCCUGCUGGUCCGCCACGCCUACAGCUUCCACCAGAGCAGCGAGGAGGCCGGCGACUUCCUAGCGCACGCCGACCUGCAGCGGCGCAACUCAGAGUACCUGGUGGAGAACGCCCUGCAUCUCCACCUCAUUGUCAAGCCCGUCUAUCACACCCUCAUCCGGACCCCCAAGUAGCCAAGCGGGCCGGGCUGGGAGCUCAGCAUCCCUGAUGCCUCUGGAUCAGCAAAGUAGAGGUGUCUAUCCUGGCCUGCUGGGUGACCAGGCGCUGGCGGCCUUAGAGCUGGGUGGUAGACCAGAUGCCUGGUUUCAGGAGCUGUUUUCACACUGACUUGAACAUGAGGUUCUUGGUGUUGUGUAUGUGUGUGCUCAGCUGUGUUUCAGUCUUUGCCACCUCAGGUACUGUAGCCGGGCGAGCUCCUCUGCCCAUGGAACUUUUCAGGCAAGAAUACUGGAAGGGGAUGCCAUUUCCUCCUGCAGAGGAUCUUCCCAACCCAGGAACUGAACCCAUGUCUCUUGCAUGUCCUGCAUUAGCAAGUGGAUUCUUUAUCACCAGCACUACGUGGGAAGCCAGUGCUCUUGGAAGAAUAAGCCAGUGCUAGGAGCGGCAAGGCGGUGAUUAAACCACCCAGUUCUGGGAGUAAAAACAGUCCAAGGAGGGCUCCACAGGGCAGAGACUUCCCAUUGUUCAUUAGCUUUUCCCCAAGGGCCCCCGUCCCCACAGAGGACAGGGCAGGUAAAAGCAUCGCGAUGGCCAGGUGCACCUUGGGGGAGCUUUCUCACCUGGAACUGAGGGGCUCAGCUGAGCAAUUUCUGAGCCCUGACUUCCUGGGGUGGGAGGGGUAAGCACAACCCUAAGUCUCUGACCUCUCCUGGGAGGAGGUCUGGGCAGAGACCUCAGAGUCCGGAGGAAAACCGCUUUCCCCCAGGAGUUUGUUGACUUGUGCUCUACAACCAGCAGGAGAGGAAGAGGGUGUGGUGGGAAGAGGGGACUUGGGUUGAAUCUUAACCAGUGAUGUGCUCAGUUGCUCAGGCGUGUCUGGCUCUUUGCAGCCCCAUGGACUAGAGCCC